AUGAGUUCUGAUACAAGUGAUAUCCAACAAAUCGAUGCAGAUGCAACUGAUAUCCAACAAAUUGAUGCAGAUGCAAGUGAUAUCCAACAAAUCAAUUCAUUCAAUAGAAUUGAUGCAGAUGCAACUGAUAUCCAACAAAUCAAAAACGUUAAGGAAUUCUCGAGGGAAUUCUAUUCUGAAUCAAAGAAGCUAUGGUAUCUCGCGGCUCCAGCCAUAUGCACUCUUGUUUUCCAAUACUCUAUUAGUGCCAUAACUCAGGUGUUUGCGGGCCAUGUGGGAGACAUUCAACUUGCAGCCGUGUCUGUGGAGAACAAUCUUAUUGCUGGCUUUGCUUUUGGGGUCUUGUAUGGAAUGGGAAGUGCACUAGAAACACUUUGUGGACAAGCGGUUGGAGCAAGGAAACUAGAUAUGCUUGGCAUUUACAUGCAAAGGUCAUGGAUUAUUCUCGCGGUCACAGUCAUACCAUUGACAUCAGUAUACAUCUUAACCACCCCAAUCCUCAAACUCCUACGCCAAAAUCCACAAAUUGCGAAAGCCGCCGGGAGGUUUACAUUGUGGAUGAUCCCAGAACUCUUCGCUUACGUGAUUAUUUUUCCAGUUCAGAAGUUCUUGCAAUCACAGAGCAAGAUCUUUGUGAUGGCUAGUAUUACGGUUGUGGCUUUCGUUGGGCACGUGGUGUUUAGCUGGCUGUUUAUGCUCAAGUUGCAUUGGGGGCUGCCGGCCGCGGCGGUGGUGCUGAAUGCCACAUGGUUGUUCAUCAUGGUGGCACAACUAGUUUACAUUUUCUCAGGGGCUUGUGCUGAUGCUUGGAAUGGGUUUUCUCUGAAGGCCUUUGAGAAUCUCAGGGGCUUUGUUCGCCUAUCUCUUGCAUCCGGAGUAAUGUUUUGCUUAGAAAUGUGGUACUUUGUGGCACUUAUUCUUAUUUCUGGAUACACUAAAAAUGCAGAAAUUUCAGUUGAUGCAACUUCUAUAUGCAUCAAUAUAUUGCAAUGGACGAUAAUGGUGGGUAUUGGAUUCAAUGCCGCAAUAAGGAGGUUCACAACGAAGUGGAUUUCAUGGACUACAGCUGAUCAGCAUCGAAGUACCAUGCGUGUAGCGCAUGUACCCCCGGGUCUGGCUUCAGUAUUAGAUGAUGGUGUGAUUUGUCGUGUGGAUACGGGCUUUCACGGUCCAAAUCAUGCACCGGCUUAUGGUUUUAUAGUGCAGGAGAUGGAUGGAACCUUUGUGGCGGCAGGGAAUGGUCCUCUUAUUUGCCCAUAUGACCCCCUCUUGGCGGAAGCAAUGGCUUUGUGUGAGGCUUUAUCAUGGCUAAGGGAUAAUGGCUACUCAAGGAUUUCAGUGUGCUCCGAUAGUCUUGUUUUAGUUUCUAGUCUUAAACAUGCAAGUUCGUUUCGUACUUAUUUUGGUUAUGUUUUACUAGCUUGCAAUCGUUUGUUAUCGUCUAUGACUAGAUCAACAGUAAUUCAUGUUCGUAGGGAUGAUUUACAGGCUGCCCAUGUUAUGGCUAAGCAUGUAACUGCCUCUUUGUCAUGUUCUCUUUGGAGGGAUAUUCCUCCUUCUUUUCUUGAGCCUGGAAUGGCUAAUGCAAUAUAA
Molecule: messenger RNA, 1593 nt
Organism: Ipomoea nil (Japanese morning glory)
Lineage: Eukaryota; Viridiplantae; Streptophyta; Magnoliopsida; Solanales; Convolvulaceae
Product: protein DETOXIFICATION 29-like
Exons: 5
Coding region: 1-1593 (530 amino acids)
Biological process (GO): xenobiotic detoxification by transmembrane export across the plasma membrane
Cellular component (GO): vacuolar membrane
Molecular function (GO): RNA-DNA hybrid ribonuclease activity; antiporter activity; nucleic acid binding
Source: RefSeq, a predicted model, not a curated record